Molecule: messenger RNA, 1539 nt
Organism: Capsella rubella
Lineage: Eukaryota; Viridiplantae; Streptophyta; Magnoliopsida; Brassicales; Brassicaceae
Product: putative protease Do-like 13
Exons: 10
Coding region: 1-1539 (512 amino acids)
Biological process (GO): proteolysis
Molecular function (GO): serine-type endopeptidase activity; protein binding
Source: RefSeq, a predicted model, not a curated record
AUGAUUCAAUUGAAUGAACCAUUGACACAUAUUCGAACCAAACCGAAACUCAUCAACCUUGGGAUUCGAAUUCCACGUACUAGUACUGUUCUUCCUUCUUCUGUUAAUGCGGCUGAUGAGAAAACGAUAAACUCCGUGGUUACGACGACUGAGUCCUCCUCGGUGUUGGAUUCGGUGGUGAUGAUCCACACUUGUUCUAGCAAGCCUAACAUUUGUUAUCCUUGGCAAAACAUGCCACAAAGAAAAUCCAGUGGCUCAGGGUUUGUGGUUCCGGGGAGGAAGAUUAUUACAAACGCUCAUGUAGUGGCUGAUCACAUAUUGGUGCUAGUCAUAAAACAUGGCUCACGAAAGAAGUACAAAGCAGAAGUGAAAGCCAUGGGGCGUGAAUGUGAUUUGGCUAUUUUGGAGAUCGAGAGCGAAGAGUUUUGGGAAGACAUGAAUCCUUUGGAGCUUGGAGACAUGCCCUUUAUGACAGAAUCAGUAGUUGUUGUUGGCUAUCCAAUAGGUGGUGAGAGUAUCUCCACUACAAAAGGUGUUGUGAGUAGAAUCGGAUCAAAAAACUACGCUCAGGGUGGUGCCACUAGUCUACCGGUAAUACAAACAGAUGCAGCAAUGAACCAUGGAAAUAGUGGUGGUCCGGUUUGCAUAGGAAACAAAGUUGUUGGUGUAGCAUUUCAGGGUCUUAGAGAUGCUAAUAGUAUAGGGCACGUAAUCCCAGCUAAGGUAGUAAAACAUUUCAUAACCAGUGUUGAAAAAACCGGUCACUGCGUUGGUUUCUGCUCGCUGCAUCUAUCGUACCAACAUAUGUUGGAUGCAAAUACUCGUAAUCAUUUUAAGAUGGAUCCUGAUAUGACAGGGGUUCUUAUAUACAAUAUUUAUGAACAUUCGGAUGCUCUCAAUGUUCUAAGAAAAGAAGACAUUAUUCUUGAAAUCGAUGGUGUCCCUAUAGGAAAUGAUGGCAUAGUUGUUUUACCAAACAAAGAAGAAAACGUGACGUUGGGUGCUUUGGUUUCUAUGAAGCAAUCAGGUGAAACAAUCUUAGUUAAAGUCUUAAGAGAGGCAAAAACGCUUGAGUUCAGUAUUACUCUAACAAAGCUAGUACGGCUAGUUCCAGCAGUUGGAUUUGAUAACAACAACCCGAGUUAUUACAUAUUCGCUGGUUUUGUCUUUGUGCCUUACAGUUACAGUAAAAAACACAUCAAAGGUUCCAACGGUAUGCUUAAACAUGCAUAUCACAAUAUGCCCAAAAAAGCCGGUCAACAAAAUGUCAUGAUUUCUGAGAUAUUAGUUGAUAUGAUCAAUGUGGAACACUACAUGUACAAGAAUUCUCAGGUGAAGAGUGUCAACAAAGUGGAGGUGGAGAAUCUAAAGCAUUUGUAUGAACUCAUAGAGAAAUGUUGCACCAAAGAUUUGAGGAUAGAGUUAGGAGAUGGUCAAGUUAUAAUCUUGGAUUAUCGGUCGGCUAAAAGUUCCACUUCUUUGAUUUUGGAACGUCAUAGAGUACCAUCAGCAAUGUCCAAAGAUCUCAUGAUUGAUUGA